Messenger RNA from Caenorhabditis angaria, 1332 nucleotides. Lineage: Eukaryota; Metazoa; Nematoda; Chromadorea; Rhabditida; Rhabditidae. The record is from the annotation of a GenBank genome assembly.
AUGAAGUUUGGAUCAUGGACAUUUCAUGGAGAAGCUAUUGAUUUACAAAUUGAUAAUGAUGAAAAUGGAAGUCAGUUUUUAUUUCUGAAAAACUCACACUUUCUUUAUUUCUGGUUUUUUUUCAGAUCAAACUAUGGAUUUAUCAACAUAUUUAGUUAAUGGAGAAUGGCAAAUCAUUUCAACUCAUGCUGUUCGACGUGUUAGUUAUUAUAAAUGUUGUGUAGAACCUUAUCCAACUGUCAAUUAUUAUUUACAUAUUCGAAGAAGAACAUUGUAUUACGGUAGGUUUUAUGAAAUGGGAAGAGAAUAGAUGUAUCUAUGUGGAAGAUCAAUUUUUUUUAUUUCUAGUACUUUAAAAUUGCAUGAAAUAUAAAAUAUUUCAGGUUUCAAUUUGAUAAUUCCUUCAUUGCUUAUUUCAUUGAUGGCAAUUCUUGGUUUUAUGUUUCCUCCAGAUGCCGGAGAAAAAAUAACACUAGAAGUUACAAUUCUUCUAGCAAUUGUGUUUUUUCUGAGUAUGGUUUCUGAAAUGACACCUCCAACAUCAGAAGCGGUUCCUUUGAUUGGUGUAUUUUUCUCAUGUUGUAUGCUUGUUGUCAGUGCAUCGGUUGUUUUCACAAUUGUUGUUUUGAAUUUACAUUUUCGAAGUCCUGAUACACAUGAAAUGACUCCAGUUGUUCGACGAGUUCUUCUCGAACUUUUACCAUGGUUAUUAUGUAUGUCUAGACCUGGUUAUAAAUAUGUGAAAGCGAAUGUUAUUGACGAAAAAAUUGAGAUACCUAAAAAUCCGAAACUCACGUUCAAGUUAGUAAUAUAUUUACUCUGAAGAGGGAUAAUAUUUAUUACUUUCAGCCAAAAUCUCACCUCGAGUAAUUCUGGAUAUGAAGCAAAAAUAUUAUUACUGCAUUCGAUUCACAGUGAACUCAGAAAGGUAUGAAAAACAAAUUUUUGAAGAGAAAUUGAAAUCUACAGUACCCUUCAUUUUAAUUUCGAAUUUUUGGAUAAUCUAGAAAUAUACGUGGAAACAUGAAUUAAUUCGAAACUUAGCAUGGUCCAAAAAUAUGGAACUUUUUUUGAGAUCUAGGCGCAAGCUCUUUUCGCAGAUAUGUUAUCUCAAGAGUGCUAUUUCCUUUAUUUUGUUCAUUCCCUCUUCUUUAAUCUUGUUUUUUUCAGGUUGUGGCAUUUUACAAUAAAGAAGAAAAUGAUGAACAAAUUCAGACAGAUUGGAAAUUUGCAGCAAUGGUUGUUGAUCGAGCUUGUCUUUUAUUAUUUUCCGUUUUUAUUGUUAUUUCAAUUCUCGCAAUUAUAAUGUCUGCACCGCAUUUGAUUGCUUGA